Molecule: messenger RNA, 1858 nt
Organism: Carlito syrichta (Philippine tarsier)
Lineage: Eukaryota; Metazoa; Chordata; Mammalia; Primates; Tarsiidae
Gene: PGAP2
Product: post-GPI attachment to proteins 2
Exons: 6
Coding region: 11-985 (324 amino acids)
Biological process (GO): GPI anchor biosynthetic process
Cellular component (GO): endoplasmic reticulum membrane; Golgi membrane
Source: RefSeq, a predicted model, not a curated record
GUCUGACAAGAUGUACCAGGUCCCACUGCCGCUGGACCGGGAUGGGACCCUGGUCCGGCUCCGCUUCACCCUGGUGGCCCUGGUCACGGUCUGCUGUCCACUUGUCGCCUUCCUCUUCUGCAUCCUCUGGUCCCUGCUCUUCCACUUCAAGGAGACAACGGCCACACAUUGUGGGGUAGGUUGUGUCCCUUGCCCUGCUGGGGCCACUCCCUACAGGAUGUUCUCUGCAGCCUCCCAGCCCUUGGACCCUGAUGGAACUGUGUUCCGGCUCCGCUUCACAGCCAUGGUAUGGUGGGUCAUCACUUUUCCCGUGUUCGGCUUCUUCUUCUGCAUCAUCUGGUCCCUGGUGUUCCACUUUGAGUACACGGUGGCCACUGACUGUGGGGUGCCCAAUUACCUGCCCUCGGUGAGCUCGGCCAUCGGCGGGGAGGUACCCCAGCGCUAUGUGUGGCGUUUCUGCAUCGGCCUGCACUCAGCACCUCGCUUCAUGGUGGCCUUUGCCUACUGGAACCACUACCUCAGCUGCGCCUCCCCGUGUCCCUGCUACCGCCCGCUUUGCCGCCUCAACUUCGGCCUCAACGUCGUGGAGAACCUGGCACUGCUAGUGCUCACCUACGUCUCAUCCUCUGAGGACUUCACCAUCCACGAAAAUGCUUUCAUUGUGUUCAUCGCCUCAUCCCUGGGUCACAUGCUCCUCACCUGCAUUCUCUGGCGGCUAACCAAGAAGCACACAGUAAGUCAGGAGGAUCGCAAGUCCUACAGCUGGAAACAGAGGCUCUUCAUCAUCAACUUCGUCUCCUUCUUCUCAGCGCUGGCUGUUUACUUUCGGCACAACAUGUAUUGUGAGGCUGGAGUGUACACCAUCUUUGCCAUCCUGGAGUACACUGUUGUCCUUACCAACAUGGCGUUCCACAUGACGGCCUGGUGGGACUUCGGAAACAAGGAGCUGCUCAUAACCUCUCAGCCUGAGGAAAAGCGAUUCUGAACUCUUCUCUCCUGCUCGGGAGGAGGCAGCCCACUGCCCAGAAACAAGAAACAUGAAACCACUCUGGCCUUCCCCACCCCCUGUCCUCUCUGGGCCCUACUGAAGAUAGGGGAGGGGUAAGAAGGAAGGGCAUAGGCCAAGGCUGACCCCAGUGCUGCUGGCUUCUGCUCCCCACACCUCAUACAGAUGCAGGGGCCCUCAACCAAUACCACCAUUACCCAAGAAGCCCCAAGAAGUUGAGUUGGCAGGAGAGCUCCGCUGUUUGGUGCUAAAAAAGUCCUGAGGUUCAUAACCACCAUCCAGUUCUUGGCCUUUACGUAGCCACCUUUCGCUUAGGUUAGGAACCACUGAACAGUGGCUGCUGCCUGACAACCACAGCCACUUCUCUCCACAGAGUUAUUCACAUGACUAAUGUAUCUAAUGAUCUACUGUCACAUCCAGGCCUGUGGCCACAGUCCCCUCCUAAGCUUGCUCAGGUGUUCUAGUCUUGACUUCACCUUUGAUUGGGUGUGUGCCCUUCCUUAUGAGCCUCAGUGUAUCCAAGUUAUGAUGGCGGAUGGGUGUGCUGUAUGAUUACCAAGGGCUCUGCCAGUCUGUGGUCUGGCAUCUGAUGGAGGUGGUGUUCUGCACCUAAAAGGAUAAACUGUUCCAGAAUACAAGCACCAGCACAGCAUGUACUUCCCUUCUCUUCUGAAAUUCCUGGUGUAUGGACCCCUCUUUUGCAAAGGUGUAGGGUGGAGGGGUCAGAGGCACAGAUCCCUUCCCCUAAAUGGGUUCCCUGGUAUCCCUCUGUCUUCCCUACUGCUGCAGAUUCUGAGCUCUUUGGUUGUACAUUUUAUUUUAAAGGAAAAUAAAUUUUUUUCUUUUUUUUUU